This is a messenger RNA of Clonostachys byssicola, 1197 nucleotides long. Lineage: Eukaryota; Fungi; Ascomycota; Sordariomycetes; Hypocreales; Bionectriaceae. The record is from the annotation of a GenBank genome assembly.
AUGGAAACAGUACAAAUCGACCCCCGAGGGGACGUCGCCCUCCAGGUUCCCUGCCCACCCCCAUACUCCCUCGUCCUCGUGGUCCCAGCCGCGCCGUCCCCCGGCCAGUCCCAGGGCGAGGUGCACACGACCAUCAACGAGGGCGCGAGGGACACGCGGGACCUCGUCGUCUCCUCCAAGGUCCUCUCCGUCGCCUCGCCCGUCUUCAAGGCCAUGUUCUGCGGCGACUUCUUCGAGGGCGCCCGCCUCGCCGCCAGACACGAACCCUCGCCGCCGUUCCAGCUGCCCCUCCCGGACGACGACGGCGACGCCAUGCUCCUCCUCUGCAAGCUGCUGCACUUCGCCACCGACGACGUCCCCGACCUGCCCGGGCUCGACCUGCUGGCCAAGCUGGGCGAGGUGUGCGACAAGUACCAGUGCACGACGGUGCUGAGGCACUGCGGCAACUGCUGGGCGCGGAACUGGCUGCGCGAGUUCGAGACGGAGGCGCCCGGGCUGGAGGACCUGUGCUACCUGUUCCUGUUCACGUACAUUGCGGAUCUGGCCGCUGAGUUUGCCGAGGUGGCGUGGAUGCUUCUUCUGCAGCAUCGGGGGCCGUUGACUGGUGCCGAGUCGCAGAUUGGCAUUCUGUUAGAGCAUCCGCUGCUCAGCCAGGGACUCCUUGAACGCCUCGAGUCAAAACGGCUCCAGCUCUGCAACGCCUUCCACAUGGCCCUCAUGUCGCCCAUGACCAGCUGGAACUGGGGGAGCCUCAUGCAGGGCUGCCUCCGCGCGGCCACCACCCUCGCGCGGUACAACCAGGCCCUGCGCGACGCCGGCCUCCUCCCGUACGACCUCUCGUUUUCUAAUCAUAGCUUCGCCGAGCUGCUCGACGGCGUCGACCGCCUGGGCUACAUCGCCGUGCCGCCGUGCCCCAUCAACAAGCGCUCGUGCGGCUUCUGCCACCAGGACAGCCAGGACAACCUCGUCAACGCGCUGCUGUCGGCGGCGCACUCGAUACGCAGGUGCAAGCCGUGGUUCAGCUGCCUCGACUGCUGCAGGGCGACGACGCGCGGCAAGGCGGGGCGCGAGGGCGAGAGGCGGUGUCGGAUCAAGCACAAGGACGACCUUGAGAUCAAGGAGCGCUUCUCCAACACGCAGCUGAAGAUCGCGCCGCCGGUGCCGGCCUCAAACGCUGUGGUGCCAGUGAGGAAGUGA